Xyrichtys novacula (pearly razorfish) is the source of this 32836-nucleotide messenger RNA. Lineage: Eukaryota; Metazoa; Chordata; Actinopteri; Labriformes; Labridae. The record is from the annotation of a GenBank genome assembly.
ACUCUUCACGGAAGUCGGCGCGGUGAUGGUGGCGGCCUCGUCAGCCUAGCAUCAGGAAGAGGAUGUUUGCUUCCAGUGAAAGGAUAAUUUCACCUGUUUUCCAGCCUUUAUAAAAUAUUAAGACACCGUAAAGUUUUCUUGUUGGACCUGCUGGGAUUUGAACCGCACAUUCCUUCACCUGGAGCCGCCCUCAUUGAGUCUGAAGCGGGGCGCUGGGUUAAAAUGUCCCUGUUCCAGUCGGCACUGGAUUUCCUAGCCGGGCCCGGCUCGGUCGGGGCUGCCAGCCGGGACCAGAAUGACUUCGUCGGACAAGUCGUUGAGCUCGGUGACAUGAAACUGAGGAUAAAGAGGGUUAUCGCAGAAGGUGAGCCGAUUUACCGCUUUGGAAAAUGUUGCUCCAGUCUUGUGCGGGUAGAUAUGAGAGCUAACUGAACUAGCUUAGAGGCUAACACAAGUGACACACUUCAACUGGUAGUCAAUGACAAUACGUCCAAAAGACUGCAGGGCUAUGAGUCACCGAGUUAACACCACUUCAUAACUGUAAUAUUUUAUCUUAUUUUCAAUGAGGUGAGUAUGCAACUGUAACUUUUCACUUCUAUUCUUGUUCAGCUAUAAAUCAUAUCUAGAUAUGUUAUCCAACGCACACUCACGGAGAGCUGCAUUUUACUCUUCCACUAACCCCCAAUCAAUGUUAAACCACAUACCUCAAACCUUCCCAUCUUUCUUGGCAGCAGGACCUGUUUGACUAAAGCUAAAGAUCAUAGAAAACGGGUGGACUGAUUGCAGUGUUACACUUCAGUACACAUUUUGAAUAUUAAUUAUCCAAACGGAUAAACCGAGACACCUGCAGAGCUUUGCAGGACUCUGUUGACUGGGAUGACCACCCCCUCUCUUCUCAAACAUUUACCUCUGUCAGUGAAAUGUACGAUAAAGAAAUGUUGAAAAUUGCACAUGAAAAAAGAUCAUCAAUGGUGUUUUUGAAAGGUCCCUCAAGGCCCCCCACUCAUUCAUUACACAUGUAGAACUAUCCAGCAGUGUAAUGUUUAAGUUUAUUUUGACAACCUCAGAGCAGACACAGACUCUUGCCUCAGGUUGGGAAUCACUGCUUUCAUAUACCAAUCAAUCAAUCAAUCAAUCAAUCAAACUGUAUUUAUAACGCGCUUUUCCUACAGGAUUGUGACUCAAAGUGCUUUACAAUCUUGUUAAAAACAAAAUUAAAAAAUGAUCUCAGAUGCCCCCUUACCUCCCACCCCCAACUACACACACGCCAACGCACCCGCGCAUACACACACUAAGAUAGUGGACAUGAGGCUGAGUGGACAUGAACCAGUUGAGAGGGCGCCAUCAGAGGAGCCGUCAGCACCAGGAGCAGAGAGCCGCCCACAGCCACAGGACACAGACACGGGGCCAGAGGAGAGAUGUGUCAAACAGCAACCUCCGCCAUGAACCCCGUGACCGGCCCCUGCAACCACAAGCGACCACUGUUCCCGGUGCUGAGGGCUCCCUCAGAGGAUCCACUGUGGGUCCUACAAAUGAUAACAGGAUAAAAACAAGUAAAAACUAAAAUAUAAAUAAAACACAGACCUAAACUAAACCAAGGCUAACUAGAAUAAAAGAACAUAAAAUAAAUAAAAAUCAAAUAAAAGCUAAGCUAAAAAGGUGGGUCUUGAGUCUGCUCUUAUAAACAUGGACGUUCUCUGCGGCCCGAGGUUCUCUGGCAGGAGCGCAGUGUCUGUGAAGGUUCAUAAGGUAAAAGCAGUUCUGAAAGAUAAGAAGGCCCAAGACCAUUAAGACAUUUAAAAACAAGUAAAAGAACCUUAAAAUCGAUCCUAAAACACACAGGGAGCCAAUGCAGUGAUUCUUAAACCAGUGUAAUGUGGACCAGCCUCCUCGUCGUAGUCAGGACACGUGUUGCUGAAUUUUGUUAUAAUUGUAGACCCGAAAUAUUCUUCUUGAGAAGACCAGAAAGCAGGGCAUUACAAUAGUCUAUACAACUGGUGAUAAAAGCAUGCAUUAGCGUCUCCGUGUUGACCCAAGAGAGGAUUGGGUGGACUCUGGCGAGCCUACCAGCCUAGGACCCUCAUUGAUUGCACUCAUCAACAUAACCUUUUGCCACCGGUCCUUUUUUUUAGUAUCACAGAUUGACAGACAGACUGUAUACCCACCUCUGUCAGCAGACGACUGCAAGACUACAACUACAGCAUUUCCUUGUCUCCCCCAUGUGUACUUCAGCGAAUUACAGUGCCAUUCGUCAAUCAUGUGUCUUAAGAUUGCAGACAUCUAAAAGGUGCUUAAAUUCAUUGUGCCAUGUGUUAUAUCUGACCCUGUUACUGUGUACAUUUGCCCGUGUCCUCAUGUACUUUUCUGAAAGAUUCUGUCUGCUAGCUAUAAUAAUAUUUGUUCAGAAUGAUGCGCCUGAACUUAACCUGAAAUAGUACUCUUUCUUUGUUUGUAUGCAAUGACUCUGGUGAAAGAACACACACAGGCCCACAGCUCAGGUUUCUUUGCUCUGGCAUUGCACAUGGGUUGUUAGCCUCGUUGCAAAUGGCAAGCUAAUCUUACUUUACUAUCUUAUCUCUAACAGCAGCUGGUGGAUCAAAGGACACGGUUUAACGUUGAUCCAGUCUGUGGGAUAUUGAUAAAAAAAAUACAAAUCAAAUCAAAGUACAACUAAUACAGUCAUUUUUUUUCUACUGUGCCUCUUCAUUACAAAUCCUAUCCUAAGACACUGUGCAGACAGAGCAGCUCCAGACUGUGCUCUUUGAUACAUUAUGAGUAACAGAUUGAUAUUCAGGUAGUCAGCUGGGCUCUUUUCUACUCAGCAGUAUUUCUUUCUCAGUUAUGUGUCCUUCAGUUCACCUUACUUUGAAACUGCUGACUACUUCUAACUUUCUGCACCAGUGGUCCACUUCUCACAGCACCGACUGAUUCUGUCCCAACUACAUUCCAGAGUGCCUAUCGAGUAUGAAAUAUUGCAUGAAUAAAGUUAUUUAUUGUGCAUGUGUUUUAAUAUUUUAACCAGAUCCACAGUUAAACAUAAGUAAGAUGAUUUUACAUUCUCAGUCAUGAUAGAUAAAAGAUUCUGAGACACACAAGAAUCAAAACAGACGUCACAUGAAGCCAAAGAUCAUUUUACACCAAACCUCUGACCCUAAUUUAACUCCCAUCCUGCUGUUUGAGAGGUGCCUUUGUUUCAUUUUGUUGCUAGGAUCUUUGAUGGGGGGGAAACAAAGGAUUCCUCUAUCCCUAUUGUUCUUUUUUUAUAGAUCCAUGAAUAGUUAGUCCACUGUGCCUGCCACUUUGGGUAGGCAAAGCUCAUUUAAGGUUUGUUCUGGUUCUAAAAUAGUGACAACAUGCUGUCAUGGGUGUAAAUUCAACACUCGCUCUCCCCUAUUUUGAUUGUUGUACAUGUUUAGAUUGUCUUUAUGGUUGAAUCGGCCCCAGUUUCACACCCGUGUUCACCACUUAGAUCAUUCAGGUAUGUCCGGCGGGGAUUAGUCUGUUCACAUUACUAAACAGGUUCUUCUUUUCCUGCCAUCGGAUUUUAUUCUGUCCUCUGAGCAGGUGAAACUGUAGAAAAGAGUGUCGUCUUUAUUAUUCAGAGUUUGAGUUGAUAAGCUGUGCCUCUUACCUUGCAGUCUUUUGAUACAAGCACAAAGACUGUGACCCAGCAAGAAUUGAUAAGCUUGUGUUUGGUGAGGAAAGAUUUCUUUCAUGAAGUACCUGUAGGGUGCAUGAUAUGUGCUAAUUUACCAUACAAAGGAAUGAGUUAUGAACCAUGAACCCCUGAACUGUGCAGUCUCAAAAAUACUGCCAAAAUCAUCUUCAAACAAAGGACAUCAAAGCUUGUGUGUGUCUGACAGCGAGUUAUGUUUUUCUUUGUAUGUUUGUCUGAAAGAAAAGUACACAUUAAGUGCAAUAAAACCUGUGUUGUUUGUGGCUUUAAGUGUGACCACCAGGUUACUAGUUCCCAAGACAGGCUUAAAAAAUCAGAAGCAGCAAAAGAAAAUCCAAUGCACACAUCUGGACAUACUUGGCUAUGUCAAUAAAGCUUUAAAGAUUAGGAUGUGGAGCGUGCUCAAUCAGAUUUUCACUGAGUAAAGCAGGGCUGGUAGUUGAUUUACUCAUCACUAUGGUAACUUCUCCUUCGUCUUGUUUGGACUGUGGGUUGCUAAAUCCGUUUUUUCUUGAGCACACAGACAUGCCUGUUGGAAAAGUGAAAACACUAAGGGGUUCUUGUCCAGUACCUGAAGCAGGUUCUUGAUCAGGACUUGGAUAAAUGAGCUUUCACAUGAAAUAUAUUGGUGAUGCAUUUCCAAAAAGUGUGUCUCCUGUUAGUAUUUAAUAAUUUGUCAAUCUUUACUUUGCAGCAGUGUGAUGACUCACUGACUCGUAGCUAACUUUGCUGUGGUGAUUGGAGGCACAUGCGUGGCUCUCUUCUUCAAAAUUCCAGUCAUGAAGUCUUUCCUCCUGAACAGUUUUCUUUGGAAAAUCCAGAUAACUUCAUACCUUCACACCUAAUUACCACAGCACAGCGCACAGUUCUGGUUUCAGCCAUAUUGUCAGCAUAGUAAAGGGCUUGAUGUUUGCCCAUGGGUAAGAGAGGGCAACAGUGGCAGGUUACUUUUGUGUUGAGAAAGCACUUAAGCUCCAAUUACUCAGCUGUGGUGCAUCAGAUAAGACUGCUGUUACACUUGACAGCUUCCAGCCUUAAAUGUUUAUGGGUAUGUGAAGCAGGGUUCUACUGCAGGUAGUGUUACAGCAAAAAUGAUGCAGUAUCAUGUGGAAUGGGUUAGCAUAAGCGAUGUGUAUGUGUCAAACAGAUAUUGUUUAUCCCCUAUGGCUGACUGUCACUUACCACACAGCUCACUACUAACCCACAUGUGUAUUAGUUUAAUUCAGGGUCACUCCACAGUCCUGACUGAGGUUUGCAUUGUAUCACCUUCUUCAUAAUAUGUGACUGAAAAAAGUAAAAGUUUGAGCUCUUCUACUUUGACGUAAAAUCUCUAGAGUUGAUGCUUCAAAAGCAGUUCAGCAAACUUCCCUCCCGGACAAUGGCCUGUCUCCACCAACAACAUAUUUUUCGCUAGCAGCACCCAUGACUUCAAAGUCAGAGCGAUCAUCACUGGACGAACUUUUUGAAGGUAACAAAAGUUGUCUGACGGCACGUCUGCUUCCCUUGGUAGUAUUCAUUUAGUCUCAGAAUUGUACCCUCUAAAUAUAAGUAUUGUAUUCUUUGCACUAUUAGGCUUACCUGAUUAUAAGGCACACACCAUCAAUGAACGCAUCUAUUCGCGUCUAUUUUCAUACAUAAGGUGCACCAGAUUAUAAAGCGCAUUAAGCCAAACAAAACAGUCAGUUAAGUCAAACUCUAUUCGACUACAGUAGCUGCAGUGUUCCGACAAACCAAAACGAUUUUAAGUGCGCCUUAUAGUGCAAAAAAUACAGUACAGUUAGUUUCUGCUCCAUACAAACCAGUUGACAGAGUUGUCAUCUGACUGUCUGCUCCUUUCCUGAUCCCUUUUGGUCAGAUGGAGAAAUUAUGGAUGAAUUGCAUUAAAAAGACGGCAGAGCUUCAAAAGUUAAACAGUUUUAGGUGAAAGCACAGUUGGCUGCUGAAGCUGGAAGCAUUUUGACUUAGAAAUCUGAAAAUGCUUAGAUGCGUUGGUUUUAAGUAGAAACAGGCGCUUCUAGUGCAAUGAAAUGCAGCGGGUGGACACAGGCUCUGUUUACCCAAGCAGAGCUAGCCUCAGCAGCAUCUAUGUCAUCUAUCUUAUCUAUCACCUAUUUCUGCUUAUUUCACUUUAUUAUUAUUGAGUUUUAUUGUUGAGUAUUAUUAUUGAGUACAGGCUUUUGUGCUGUUGUUCUUGAAUAGCUUCUUGUUUUUAGGACACAGCUAAAAAUGAAACACCUGGCAGCUGAUCCCUGAACAUCAUGUUGUGUACUCUGGGCGUUCUCAUCACCAAUUUUAUUAAGAACUGACGUCUUCACUUUAAUGUUUGAUUAUAACAGAACAACCUGUACAAAUCAGAUCGUUUUCUUCAUCAAACAGUUUCUACAUUACACAGGACCUCUGAUGUUGAUAUAUAUUAUUAAAGAGGCUCAGGAGUGCUUGUACUCUUCGUGCUGAUGUAAUUACCUGUUAACAAUAUAAAUGACAUCCUGGCUGCUCUCCUCUUUUCUUCUCAGGAGGAUUUGCCUUUGUGUAUGAAGCCCAGGACAUGAGUGGGGGUAAAGACUAUGCCCUCAAGGUAAGCUACCUGCUGAGAAAAUCUUGCUUGUCUUGGCUUGUAACAUGUUCAGCCACUUUUCACAAACUGUACAUCACCAUAAUGCACAUUCAUUCAUGCGUUAGAAAGCGCGACAACUUAGAUGUGAAGUGCUGAAUCAGGAACACUACCUCUGUGUGUGUAGAGUCUGCUCUCUGCAGACAUACAAAUGCUGUGAAUACUACCACUGGUAAUAUGAGUAAAUAACAGCCAGUGCAUAGUGAUCAGCAUACUUUGCAUUCCUAGAUAUGGUUGGACUUCGAUAUCAGAAUGUAAUGAAUGUAAACAUUCAUAGUUUAACAUAAGGAGAACUUUUAUCCUAAGAUAUACCAACCACAUAAUAUGAAAGUGGCUGAAGUGAAAACCUUCCUGCGGCUCGUUGCUGCUCAUCAUAACACUUGACACCCUGAAUCAGUCCUACAAAAGCUGUUUCACAAUAAGACAAGUUUGGCACUGGCUCUGUUAAAUAGGGUUAUUCGCUCUAUGGUUUUUAUUAUUAAUGUUAUUGUGUUGUAUGUGGCGUGUUUGGUGGUUCAUUGAAAUGCCUGCACUCUUAGAUAAUAAAAGCACAGGGUAGAGAAUAUGAAACCCAUGAGCUGCACAAAAGCUGUAUUGACUAAAUGUAAAUGGGAAAAAACAUAAUUAGAUAUGUGCUGCAGACCAUUUUUGAUGGAAUAUAUGAGUUACUUUGUCAGAGGAAUGCAUGUCUAAACAGCAAAAGAAGAACUCUGCUUCAUGUGUAUGUGUGUGUGUGUGUGUGUGUGUGUGCUUUGUUUCAGAGGCUGCUUUCCAACGAGGAAGAGAAGAACAAGGAAAUCAUACAGGAAGUCUGCUUCAUGGUAUCCUUUGUGAGAGACAUUUUUUCCCUCUUCAGGGCCAAUGUAGAGAUUUUACUGUUUAAAGACGGGACAAAAGCAAAAGCAAGUUAAACUCAUCCAAGUCUUUUCAGUUUGGGAACACCACACAGUACCAGAAUGUGUAAUGUAGAAACUUAAAGUGUUUCUGCAGUGGUUGAUGAAACAACAGCAUUUUGUUUUUACAAACACAAGCUGCUGAAUUAUGAUGCUUGAAAAUAUCCGUACAAUUAAUUAUUGUUUCCUAAAGAGAACACCUGGAUUUAAAGAUGGAAAUUUACUUGCCAAAGAUGAAUUCCUUCAGUCAUGAAGUCAAAUAUUAAGGAUUCCGCUCCAGUUACAGUAACAGUGCUUGUGGUUAAUGCAAAUACAGAUUGGACUUUUUCUAGCUUCGUAGAUUAAAAUAUAUGACUGUAGACUCCACAUGCAGUUCUACCCUCAGUGCUGGGAUACAUACUUCUCUAGGUUCAGCUCAAGUGUGUAUUUUAUUAUUUGAAAUGCAGGACUGCUGGGUGAAAAAUGAAUUAUUCCAAAGUCUUUUCUUUCGUGUGUGAGAUUUAUAAGAGAUAAAAUAAAUCUGUUUUUUUCAGUGUCUCUGAGGGGGCUUUUGGUGCUACGCAGUCGGGUUAUCAUCAAAGAGAUAACUCCGACAGUGAAGGGAACAAACAAACCUUUUAACCUGCUGAAAAUACUGGAAUAGCUUAUGUUGGGCAGUAUUAAAUCCAGGCAUUCUCUUCAGGAAACAAUAAUUAAGUUGUUUAAGCUGUGUGGCGAGCUAUAAAGGCAUGGGCUCUUUGGAAGUGAAGCAUUGUGUCUCUCAGUUUCAGUAAACUAACGCCUAAUAUGUUGAUGCGGCAGAUUAGUUAAUGUCUAUGUAUUCACUUGGCAUGUUCCUAACCCUCUGUAAUACUGUUUUUCUGCUUGAGAUGAUGAAACAGUUCAGCAAUAGAGUUUAAGAGUAGACGGCAGACUCGUUCAAAUGAGAUUGUAGAUGUUCCUUGACCCUCUUGCUCUACAGAAAAAGCUGUCCGGUCAUCCCAACAUGGUUCAGUUCUGCUCGGCCGCCUCCAUCAGUAAGGAAGAGUCUGACACCGGACAGGCUGAGUUCCUGAUCCUCACUGAGCUGUGUAAAGGUAAAAACACAGAGUGAGGCACACAGUGACACACUGAAUUCACUUCCUCUUUGUCUUAACUGCUGAAUCAGUACUGACUCAUUUAUCGGGCUAAAUUUCAGUAACUCUAAGUCAACAGAACCAUUUCUUUGUAACUUGAACCCAAAGGUACUCGUGUUGAAACUGUUUCCCGUCUGUGGGCUUUUUUACUUCCUGUUUUUCCCUUUACAUCCUAAAUGAGUUUAAUAAACAUUUAUUUGUCCACCUUAUUGGAAAAGACAUCUUGAUUUACCCAGGCAAAUAAUUUAUGUACUCUUUUAACCUUCAUUCUGUGCAGUUUUUCAUUAUUUAGUUAAGGAUUGUUAUCUGAAAAAAAUGAGACAUUGAACUCAACUUAAAAUCGACACAGACAGACAGAGAGACAGACAGGUUGGCAGGUGUUACUUUCACUAACUGAUUUUUGUUUCCGUCUCUUCCCCUCUCUUCAGGUCAGCUGGUGGACUUUAUAAAGCGAGUCGAGCAGAGGGCUCCCCUGUCAUGUGACACCGUGCUGAAAAUCCUCUACCAGACGUGCCGCGCCGUGCAGCACAUGCACAAACAGAAGCCUCCGAUCAUACACAGAGACCUCAAGGUUCGUCAUAUCAGUUGAAGGAAGACGUAAUGUAGAGCUGAUUUACGACAAAGCAGCCUGACAUAUGCAGAACUCCACGGAGAAUAAAUUGAACGGACAAAUAUUUAAGAGCUAUAUGUUUUAUUGAUAUAAAUUUAGAGCUUAGAAAAGCUCAAAAACACUCAAACUGAGGGUUUACUGUGGUCACUGGUUUGUGUUGAUAGAAAUGGGAACCCACUGCUUUCUUGUUGUGCUGCAGAUUGAAAACCUCUUGAUUAGUAACCAGGGCACCAUCAAGCUGUGUGACUUUGGCAGCGCCACAACAGUGUCCCAUUACCCCGACUACAGCUGGUCAGCACAGAAGAGGUCCAUGGUGGAGGAUGAGGUGCAAACACACACACACACACACACACACACACAAAAAUCCUUAACCAACCUCCAGCAACAGUUCCUUUUUAUUUCACCUUUAUCACGUCCCAGGUCAGCCUUAUAAGACAAUAAUUCACAAUUGUACAAAUAGAGGUUACAUCAUUCAAGGAAGUGUUCAGCCACAGGAUAUGCAAAUUUAGUGUUUAAAUGAUCCGUACUGCUGUUUAUCUUUCAUCUUCAUAAUGUGACCAAGUUUAGAUGACUCUGUGUGGCCCAGAUUAAGAAAAAGGAGCAAACACGUACAAGGCACUUUUACUCUUGAAGAUGUAGCAGGUUUGAAGUAUUAAAGAGACUAUUUGUAGGUUUCAUAACUGAAUGUUUCGGGGAGUAAAGAGAGAACAUACAUCUGUGAUGCAACAUUUUUAUAGAAAUAUGUACCAGCGUUUCCUCCCAAGGUUAUGUAAGAAAGAAAAACCAACCCUCUAUAAGCAGAGAGUAUUUGUGGUGAAUCCAAAGCAGAGAUAAACUGUGACAAAGGAGUUUUCAGUUUAAGGUUGCAAACAUAUGGAGAAUACCGCUGUCCCUAGACUUAGCUUUUCUCUUUUUCCUAAAUUCCUAUAGAGAGUGAUAUAGAAAAAAAGGUUUCUUUUUUUGUUUAAAUGUACGAGCAGUUUAUAUUUUUGAAAAAAAAAGACAGUAUCUGUUUUUGAAUUAAGUCUUUCCACAAAAGUAAGUUCUCCAAUUAAGGGGGUAAAAAAAACAUCCAGGAGAGACGGUUAAUCAGUCUAGUACAGGCGUUACGGUGAUGGACAGGAACCAGGAACCUUUGAUUGAAUUAACAGCCAGAGGUCCAGGAAGCAAAGAUCAAUCAGAUUAAUUUUAUUUCUGCCAUCUAACCACACAGACCCACGCUCACACGGGAGCUUUACCACAGAUGACCUCAGCUUGUUGGUCCCUAGAGAUCCUGGUUUCUACGUACUUCUUGGUCAGCUGUUUUAGGCCAGUAGCACAAGAACAAUGCUUGAUGAGAAAGCUUGUAUGGCGCCUGUUAGUUUAGAUUUAAAUGUUGUCGGUUGAAGCACACUUGUUUUUGUGUGUGAGGAUACAUUACAGUGUUUUCAGAUCUUUUCUCAGUGACUGAACUGAUAUUUUAGCUGCUAUUUUAUGGCUAAGAUUUACCAACAUCAUUUUAUCUGGUUUAGUCCACUGCAGCAUCUUGAGGUGGUCCAUCAGCUGUUAAUGUGUGUUCAAGUUUUUUUUCUUUAUUUUUGUGUUUAGAUCACAAGGAACACGACUCCGGCAUAUCGAACUCCAGAGAUGAUCGAUCUGUACUCCAACUUCCCCAUCAAUGAGAAACAGGACAUCUGGGUCAGAACCUGCAUUUUUACUUUUAUCCUCUAACAUUUGGAUUUUACUGUAUUUAUUUCGUAGAGUUUACCACAAAUCACACGUUUUAUAAACCGUCAAAGAUAAGAAAUGAUUGUUUGACCAUCGGUAGACACCAGGAAUCCACUGUGUUAAAACAUGAGUGUGAGGUAGUGCUAUAAAAAUGGCAAAAAACAGAUUCACUAUUCUUUGUUGAUGUUUUUUUUUUUUUAAUAUCCCUGAAGAUAUUUUUCCCUUUAACAGAGACAUUUAAGAGCAACAGCUUGUCGUCUUACAGUCAGUUGCGUCAGUGACUAUAGUUGUGUCAGUUAAAUGUUUUUUCUUUUUGGUUUAAUAAAAUCAAAAGAUGCCUCUUGAGUUUAAUAUCGUCUUUAUUAUUUCCUUUUUGCAGGCUUUAGGGUGCAUCCUCUACCUGUUGUGUUUUAAGCAGCAUCCUUUCGAGGAGGGAGCCAAGCUACAAAUCGUCAACGGAAAAUACUCCAUCCCUCAGAACGACGUCAAGUACACCGUUUAUCAUGACCUCAUACGUAUGUACCUUUAUUCACCCACCCUUCUUGUUUCUCUCCGGUCCAAACAGCUGUCCCCUUAGAUAGACAGGAAUGUGUUCAGGAUAGCACCUCUAUGACGGCUGUGCUGACAGCAGCUUGUUUGAACUAAUCUAAUAAACUCACAGCUCCACCUGGUGGACGGUUUAAAGUUGUCUUCUAUCUGAUGAUUAAAAACACAACCUUUAAAGGUCUGUCAGAACAGAUGUUUAAAUGUUCUUAGUGAAGGGUUUUCUCUCCAGGUUACAUUGAUGUAGUUUCAUUCUUCGUUAAAUGAUCUGGUAAUAAUGAGUCUUGUUGUAUUUUUUCACCCUUCCUGUUUUCAGAUAUUUAACCUUUGUCUUUUAUCCCCCUCCUCUUCCUCUCUCUGCUGCUACAGGCUCCAUGUUAAAGGUGAACCCCGAGGAGCGUCUGUCUAUCACAGAAUUGGUCAACCAGCUUCAGGAGAUAGCAGCAGCACGAAACGUCAACCCUAAGUCUCCUAUAACAGAGGUAAGUGGAUGGAUGAUUUUGACAACCAUAUCUUGUGAAUUUAGGAGUUGAUAUCUCCUCGAAAUGUUUUUCUUUUUGAAGUUGUUGGGCUGUUUUUUUUUAACCAUGCCAGGUCAACAUGUUGAUCUCAGCUCUUCUCAGAAUGCUUGUUGCUGUUUUUCAAGCCCUAAUCUUGUAAACAAACGUCACCCUCAGUCCUUGUUCCUUAUAAAAAUAUAUUUGAGACAGAGCUGGUUUAUUAAUCCAGGACUGUCUCAUGCGGCUUUUGAUCUUGGUAUCAGUUUUGAGUGGGUGCAAGGUUUCUCCAAGUUCAUUUUGGGGUAAACAACUUGACUCAUCAGCACUUUUACAAUGUCUGCCAAACAGUUGAAGAGGCUUUUGACAAGACAACCACACGGCCUCUCCUUCCUGUGUGUGUCUAAUCAUGUCCUCAAUUUGCUGAUGCAGUCAUCCUCACUCAGACACACACACACAGGCACACACACAUAGCCGGGCUCAAAGGGGUCUGUAUUCUCUUUCCCAGGCUCCUCUCCCCCCAGCUGGCAGAUUCCUAAUGAGUGCAAAGAGACUGGGAGACUGUGAGGCAGAAAACUGGUGAAACAGAAGUCAAAUAACAGCACGUCAGGGGUGUUUUAGGCGCAGAUGUGACUCUUAAAGCAGAUUUUUUUCAUCCACCACCUAAGGUAGCUAAUCCAACACAAUAAGAUUUAAGAUUAUAGCCAAGAUUUGUGAAUAGAAAAGCACUCUACUCUAGGUCAUGACCAAUUAAGCGGCCACAGCUUCCUUUGAUUCCGACCACAAAUCCACAAAUCCUGCUACUUAUCACCAAAUCCUUCACCACAAUUGUGAUUUAUAGUAAGUAAAGCUGAUUUCAAAGUCAGAAGUCUCUUAAUUUUACAGUUUUUCUGUUUACCUCCAAGUACAAACUUUCUUUUUUUCCUCCAACAACUUUCACAUGACAAGUACUGAGUGAAGCUGGGCAGGUUCAUGCAAAUAGGAUGACAAUUUUCUUGAUUGUUUUGAUAGUCGGUUUCUUCUUACCAAUGUUCGAAAAACACUUUUUUAUCUGGUUUUGAAUGGCUUAAGACCUCAAGUCUUUUUUUUAGUAUCACUCCAUGAAUCAGAAAAAAAAAACCUUAAAACUGGAGAAUUGAGUUCCUCAUUACUGCAAUCAAUUUCUUCCCAAAGCGAAUCGUGAUGAUAAGGAUAGUAAAUGUGUGCAGAGUGAAGGCAGAUUUGGCGAUCGCUGAUCUGAUUAGGGUUAAGAAGGGGUUUCUCUGCUGGACAUAAGGAGAUUAUAAUCCUCCUUCCUCUUCUCCUCCUCCUCCUCCUCUUCACUCUGCUGCUUCUGGGCACAGACAUAUGGAGAGGCAGACUGACUGUGAGAUGGAACAGAGAGAGGAGAGGGACUUGUGAGAUGGAAGUGGAAUACUGAGAGAGGGAAAUACGGCAGACAUCAGGAGGGGAAGAGAAACACAGAAGCUGUCUGGCUUCUUUGACGCUGAUCCAGUUUUCCUCUUUGAAUUAUUUUAUCUGCCUUGUCUGACACCAAGUGUUUACUUCACAGGCAGCCAUCAUGUACCGUGUUUUGGCAUCAUUGUAACUGUUGGAUUUUACAUUUAAGGACAGGACUUUAAACCUGGAUUUAAUUUGAGCUUUUCUGUUUUGAGGUGAUAAUUUUUGAUUGUGAAGACUGAUGACUUUCUCCUCUAUUUUUCAUCCGCGCCUGGCUUUUAUUAAUUUUGAAUUACUUCAGCAAACUUGCAGCCUGGGUUUUCUCUAAAAGUUUUGUGUGGACUUGCUGUGAAUUUUCUUGGCCUACCUGCAACAAUGUUGAGCAGUUACUACUGUUGGCGCCCGGUGUAUGACGGCUAUGAAUGUCUGCAGCUCCUGGAGCAGAACGGAGGUUUCGGCAACAACGGAGCCCAGCCGCCCAUGCAGAUCCACAACGUCCAGAACAAUGCAGGUGAGUGUUUGUCUGCUGUUGUGUUAAAUUAUCCAGAUGUGCAAGAAAAUACAACCAAUGGCACCACCUGUGUCAAAAUAGAAGAGUAUUAGUGAUCCCUGGCCUAUUUGUUGUGCUUCUGUCAGGGUUCCUACACAGUUGGAAUUUCCAUACUUUUCCAUACUGUACUUUUUAGGAUUAUUUUUGGAAAUACCAGCUUUUCUAUUUUAGAAAACAGUAUUUUGUAACUGUGGUAAUAUAGUCUGUUAACAUAACUAUUUUUCCAUAGUUUAUUUUUCAUUUACCAUACUUUUUAAGACCUGGAAGUUGAUCAAAUUACUUCCUUACUUUUAAUACUUUCCAUACUUGUGUAGUAACCUUGUGUCUCACACUUUGGCAGCUGUUUGAAAAUUCAAGCCUGUGACUGAGAAAGACACUAAAUUGACUGACUGAACUAUUUGAUUCAACAGCUCCUGGCUUGUAAUCGUCUGGGAAAGGGCUCAAUUAUUUAAACAUUUUCAUCAGUCGCAACAUAAACUGGCUUAAAAACUCAAACUCCAUGAAAUUUAGUGAUUUAAAAAGAUGCGAUUUCAUGUGAGUGUCCCACAAUUAACACUCACAGGAUCCUAACAUUUCACUUAUCAGAUGGAGCCCUGCAUUUGUGGGCAAGGCAUGUCUGCCAUUUGGCCAGGCAGAUAAAACCACAGCUAGCAGCAAAUUAUUUUGUGUAAAUUUGGUGGCAGCGUCAUGGUUUGCGAGAAUGAUGGCAAAACAGGGAGAGAAAAGCUGUGACCAUUAAGGGGGAGGAAGAGCUUUAUGUGUGAAAGGCCAGCACCACUGUUUAGAGAAUCAAUUUGAAUUCAGGUUAGUUGACUAAUCACAAACACGGGAGGAAACAUCAGCAAACACAACACCCUUUGUUGCAAUAUUGAUCAGUUAUUCCUAAUUAAAGAUUUUUGUCCUUUCAUAUUGAGUUAGCCUAACCAGAUAUACAUGCCCCCUCUCACACGCUCAUCUAAACCAAACACCCCAGACACCCUCCCUCCAUAUCUCACCCAUAUCACUGAGAGUCACACAAGGCAAUGAGUAAUCAGCUUCGUUCUCCACUGACCACCCUGCUGACACACAAAAACACACACACAUGACACUCCAGCUUCUGUGGAUCCAGGGCAGUGUGAGGUAACCAGAGAGUUCCUCCUCCUGAGGAAAAAAAGAGCUCUUGGUUGUUUUUUAAUCUUUAUGUGAUAAUGAUUUACAGACUUCCAUCAAUGUGCUAAAAAUGUCCUGCCAUGACGAGAGAUCCUACUCCCGAAAUUACUCCUCAUCUUGUUCAUUGAUUGUAACGAUCAGCUGGUUUUUGUUGUUAAUAGUCACUCUGUUUCACAUCCUAACUUGUGUGAUCCCCACUUUGGUGGCUGCUGUGCUUGAUUUAUACUUUUCUUUCAGUAUAGAUGUGCAGCAGAAUAGUAAAUGAUCAAUCACAGGACUGGUUAUUUGCUUAACUGUGUGAGUUUAAGUUGAGAAAACAAAUCCUGUGAUCAUUUAAAUCAUAGAAAUACCUGCUUUAUGUUUGAUGCAGAGGACUGAGUUCAAAGGAGCCAAUGAUAAUCUUAUUUGUGUUGUUAAUUUUUACUCUUUUUUUUUUUAAGUGAGCGUAACAGGCUUAUCAUAUACCCAUCCAUACACACAUGCAGGCUCUGUCCAUUAAGAGGAUUUCCUCACUGCCGGUCAACCAUCUGUCGAAAAGCAGAGUACGUUUGCUCUUUGAUGUGAGGAAUCACUGGGUUCGCUGUCCAUUCAUACGAUCAGCAAUAAGAAAAUAAAUGAGCUCUUAUCUCCACGAAGGGCAGUUAACGUAUCAAUCUGGUUUCGUUUGUAUAGCUCCAAGUCAUAAUCACAAACUAUCGUUGACAAUUUACCGACAGACGAGGUCCAUGUCGUGUCUCAGGUCACUCCUUAGAGUCUGUAACUCCAGUACUGUUAUGAAGUUUCAGUGAAAUUUGUGUGAUGUGAGUGGAUGCUACUCUCCCUUGAAUCCUCUCCUAUCUGAGCAGAAUGAAGAGCACUGGGCAUGGCAGACCCAAAAAACUUGAGGGUUGAGUGGGGCUGGGCGAUAUGGCCUCAAAUCAAUAUCAUGACAUAUUGAGCAGUUCACCUCGAUAACUAUAAAUGGACGAUCACUGCUCCACAAGCUGCUCAUCCCCUCCCACAUUAACUUAUUCUACCUCAGCCGCCACUCCAGCCACUACAACUUUUGAACUGUCCUCUAUCUCCUCACCAAUCUUUCCCUCUUUGUUAUGGACUGGAUGGGGUGGAGUCACGUCUCUGAUGUAGGACAGCGUCUUAAAGGGAUAUGAGACCAGAGCCCCCCUACACACACCAACUUUUAUUUAUGUAUUUUUUUGACACAGAAUAUACCGAUAUGGACGAAAUGACGACGGUUAUUGUUGUUAAUUUCAGUAUCGGUACAUUUUCAGUCCUAGGUUUGAGCAUAGCUGCUCUGGGAUGCAUGACAAGUGUGCCGAGUUCAAAACAUGCAGCUUCAAAACUUUUUUAUUGCUCCUUUUUCUAUCAAAUCACCACAGCAAUGAAUUUUAUUACUACUCCACAACCAAACACUGGCCAGACCUCAACAUUAUCACAGCUUAUAUUAUUAAUUACAGCUUAGCUAACAGUUUUAUGUUUCACUAGAGUCAUUAACUAUGUCAAUAGACAGAUAAUGAAUGUGUGUUUUGCAGCCUGUUUCAUGCAAAGAUGGUGUGCAUGGUGUUGUUGUCAUUAAAUAUUGACACUGCUUUCUGUAGCUUUACCUAAUGUCAAGUGCUCAGCUAAAGCAAGCAUACUUAGCAUUCUCUGCGUUACCCAUGAUGCCUACAGGUAUAUACGACCCGGAUCAGUCGGGCAGUGGCCUCUUGGAUAUCUUACGAGGAGGAACGGAGCGCUUCUUGACAAACAUCAAGGACACCUCAUCUAAGGUCAUCCAGUCAGUAGCAAGGUAAGGCGCUCCUACCGUGUUACCCUGAUGGUCACUUUUGCAAUUAUUAGAUUUUUUUUUAUUUCAGUUGAAUCAUUUUUACUUUUUUUCUUUCUGACUGUCAGUUUCUCCCUCGAUUGGCAUCACAUGAUCAUGUGUUGCUAAAUUUAUCCCAUGAUUCUCAUUUUCUUGUUUUUUUACCUUUGAGGUUGCCUUAUCAUUAACUUUAGGAGACUAUUUCUCAGUUGACUUUGAACAACUGAGUAAAUAUUGAGAAUAAUGCAUUUGUAAAUUUGUUCCCUCUCACGCUCAAACCUCCCAGUCCCAGGAUUUACCUUUUUAAUAGGAACAUUUUGCUGCUUUGCCCUCUGAAGUGUUCUUUUUACUUGAUUUUGCAGUUAUAAAUCUGAAAGGAAAGAUGAAAGUUAUGUUAGAUUUUGUCUACUUUUUCAUUAGACUAACUCAGUAGUUGUUAAAAUUUGAUAUUGCAGGCAGGCAGUCUCUGUAGGCAUUGUGUUCAGAGGUUGAAAUGAGCAAAGUGUUCCUUCAUCAGCCCCUCUGUUUUUAUCAUUUUAAAGUCUGAUAUUUCAUUUUGUUGUCAUGUCAUCGGUUUGUCCCAUUUGUUUGGUGGUUUUGUUUAUUUCUUUUGUUGUUGUUUCUUUUCUCUGUCCCAAUCCCUCAUGGUCCCACUAUGUGUCCAUCACCUAGCAACCCAAGGUAAAUACGGGUCGGAGAAGUGCGUCAUCUCAUGCGUUGCUCUGUGUGGUCUUGUAGUUUGUGUUUGAUUUAGAGGAAGAAAAAAAAAAAAAACCCUGUCGAGUCUCUCGCUGUGCCGUGUCUUGUCAUCACAGCUUGCUGAUCCUAACAUGAAGCAUUCAAUAAUUCAAUUGAAUGAGUGCAAACCAGAGUGUGAUAGCGAAGAUUUCAUUUGAGGAGUGAAUGGAGAGUCCGAUAAAGCAAACUGAAACAUCCUUUUUGCAUGGUAAAGAAGACUAUCGUUAAUAGAAUUUAUUUGAACAUGAACGACAAUUAAACAUGGUACAAAUUAAAGACAUAAACACACAAAAAACGGAAAGAAAACAAAACCAGCAGAGAGUCAAUUAAUUGUGUCAUUUGCAUGUUCAAAAUGGAGUGGGAGGAAGUCGAAAUUUGUCUAGUCCCACCCCUUUUGCAAGAUUUAGAAUAAAUUAAAAUCAAACACUGACGUUAGCAAUCAUCUUAUUUCCAUCUCUGUAUAAUUUGCAAGGUACCUCAUCAUAGUCUAAACUCAAAGUCUGUCACCCUUUUCCUGUCAGACCCUGCCAGCCCUGUCUCAAAUACUACCUGUAAUUUUAACCGCUUUAACCAAAUCCCUCUUUUCCUGUCAGCUCACCAUCAUUCCCUUUACUAUGGUGUUGGUGGUUUUUUUCCAUCUUUUUCAACUGUUUGUCCAUUAGUUUGAGGCAUUAACACACUUAAUCUAUUUUGAUUAAGUCACAGCAACUACGUUUUCUGUUGAUUUGUUAUUAUUUCCAUCUAUUUUAACCAUUUAUACGUUGAAUUUAGUUGACUAAAAAUAACUCAUCUGUUAGCUGACUUCAUUCCCCUUUCUGAUUUUGGCAUUUCUCCUCUGCCUUUGGUUUCAUUUUUAUUAAUUUUUUCUCACAAAUUUUAGUCAUUCAUCACUUUUGAAGUCCCCAACUAUUCCUGUACUUGCACCAGAUAAAUUCAUUUUGUCAAAGCUGGCACAAUAUUUAGAAAUGGAUUCUUAUUUUUUAGUUUUACUGCUGAAGAAUAUUUGCGCUCCAGUCUUUUUAGUGAAUUUUCCAAAGAGUAACUCCAAGAGUGAACGCCAAAUUGAGACGUAGCCAAAUUUGAAUGACUGAGUGAAUGAAUGAAGGGUGGCUGCAAGGUCGUAACACACCUCCACUGCUUACUAAAUCACCAUCUCAGCUUUAGCUUUGCUUUAACCAGCAUCACGUGUCCGUCCUGACACCAUACAGUCACAGCAGUAUCUUGAAUUUAACAGAAAGGCUUGUUUGUGUCAACCAUUGAAUUUUCCAGAAUUCUCAUGUGAUUUAUUUUGCGAUGAAAUCCAGUGUGUCCUUCUUUUUACUUCAUAAACCAAGGAGUUGUGAGCAGAAAGGGUCCUCCUCCAUCUGCCACAUGCAUGUGCUCGUUUAAAACUCAACAUUUGUUUGCGGCUUCAUCAAAACGAGUUUCUAUCCAUACUGAUAAAUACCUCUGAUAAAGAUGUCCACUCAGAUAUUGAUUAAAAAAUAACUUCUGCAGCACUGUGCCGUCUUUUAAACAUAAUGUAAUUUAACACUGUGACUUAGCGUUGUUUCUUCACCUUGAUAAGUAGAUGUAAUUGCUGUGAGCUCUCCUAAUCCUGAAUCAAUUAAAUUUUGACUUUGUAGUGAUCUGUGCCUCUCCCUCCUUAAUGCAUUCAAUACCAAAUCCACUUACAAGCACACUCUGGAUUUAUCUUACAGCUAUGCCAAAGGGGACCUGGAUAUCUCAUACAUCACCUCCAGAAUAGCAGGUACACACACUGAUCUUCAUGUAUUCAUAUAUUUAUUUUAUUUAUUUGAUUAGCACAUUAAGUGACAUGUCAGCAAAAGCAUCGAUGUAAAUAUGCCAGAGUUAGCAUAAUUGCUCAUUUUAAUCCGUUGUCCUAAGGCAGAUGUUUAAAAACAUAGAAACAAUACAUUAAAUAUACACAAUACACAAUGACAAAUAGGUAUAACAUGCAUUUAUAUCAGUACUUAUGACAUUUACAGUUAUAUAAGUCUUAUAUUUUUAGAAUCCUCUUCUUACAUGAUUUUGUCAAAGGUGACUGAUAAAAAAAAACCUUUGUGUUUGUGCAGUCAUGUCCUUCCCAGCAGAGGGGGUUGAAUCAGCGAUAAAGAACAACAUUGAGGACGUCCGUCUCUUCCUGGAUUCACGUCAUGCUGGGCACUACGCUGUAUACAACCUCUCCAAACGCUCAUACAGGCCUUCUCGAUUUCACAACAGGGUACAAAGCUUGUCUUUCUGUGUGUGCACUGUGGGCCAAUGUUUGUGUGUUCUUCUGUGUGCAUGCCGAAUCUUGUUCAGGGUAGGAUGUAGAUCAGACUGAGACCAAAAUUCUCUGCUACAACGCCGGUGAGUCAUUGCUGCUGAGUGUGGGCAGUUUGUCGGUGUUGUUUUUCUGUCUUCUCCACUGUCAAACAUAUCAUUGCCACAGUUUUUGAGACUAUCUUUCUCGUGUGUGCGGCUGUAUAGUAUUCCUGCUGGAUUCAUGUUUGUGCGUUUUUGUGUGUGCAGGUUUCAGAGUGUAACUGGCAGGUGCGCCGAGCCCCUAACCUCCGCAGUCUGUACAGUGUGUGCAAGAACAUGCACCUAUGGCUCAAACAGGACCAGAGGAACAUCUGUAUAGUUCACUGCUUGGUAAGUAGAUGGAUGAUAAAGACAAAUGAUGUCUUGGUCCUUCAUGCAUCACAGCAGAACAAGAUGAAGAAGGGAAACACCUGCAGUACCUGAACUUUUUGACUUUUCUCUUUGUAGGACGGCAGGGCAGCAUCAGCUGUGGCCGUUUGCUCUUUUCUGUGUUUCUGUCGCCUUUUCACCACAGCUGAGGCUGCUGUCUACAUGUUCUCAAUGAAACGCUGCCCACCUGGCAUAGCACCCUCACACAAGAGGUAAGAAAGCACACACACACAUAGUGUAUAAGUUGUUGAAAGGUGUAUUGUUUAAUAGGUAGUUUGAAAAGACAAAUUGUUUUAUUUCCAUUUUCAUAUUCAGCGAACAGCACUCAAUCCUGGUUAAUGUUUUUCAAUCGCAGGUAUAUCGAGUAUAUGUGCGACAUGAUGGCAGAGGAGCCCAUCAUCCCUCACAGCAAGCCCAUUGUCAUCCGCUCCAUCGUCAUGACACCAGUGCCGCUUUUCAACAAGCAGCGCAACGGGUGCAGGCCGUUCUGUGAAGUUUAUGUCGGAGACGAGAGAGUCCUCACCACAUCACAAGAGUACGACAAGAUGAAGUGAGUCUGAAGCUGUGCCUAGAUUAAAGGGGUAUCCUCUUUGAUGUGUUGGUUUGCUGUUAUAAAUUUCCUCUGUUAUUUUUUACUCUAUCUAGGGACUUUAAAAUAGAGGAUGGGAGAGCGGAGAUUCCCCUCAAUGUGACAGUCCAAGGAGAUGUCCUGGUGGUGAUCUAUCAUGCAAGAUCUACACUGGGAGGACGUCUUCAGGCCAAGGUACUUACCCACACAAGCACCCAUCAGCUAUAAGCAGAUUCUGUGCCUCUUUGUCUAGACAGUGUUAAAUGGGUUAAAUUCUCUACUGCUGUGUUGUAGAUGGCAUCCAUGAAGAUGUUCCAGAUCCAAUUCCACACAGGUUUUGUCCCCAGAAAUGCGACCACUGUCAAGUUUGCAAAGUAAGCAACAAAUGCACAAAUACAAGAUCUUUGCCACUUGAAGCCCCUGGUUUCCUUUGUCCUGCACUGUACUGUCUCCUACGUAAGAGUUUUGGAUUUUAAAACUAUCCUGUCACUUGUCAGGUACGACUUGGACGCCUGUGAUAUCCAAGAGAAGUACCCAGACUUGUUCCAGGUCAACCUGGACAUCGAGGUGGAGCCCAGGGACAGACCAAGCGCCAAGACCCCACCUUGGGAGAGCUUUCAAACCAAGGGCCUCAACCCGAAAAUCCUUUUCAGCUCCCGUGAUGAACAGCAGGAGAUUCUCAGUAAAUUUGGUGAGUGAGAGCCAGGCUCUGGGUCAUGGAGUUAUUUGGCUACCUGGACCUUCUGACUAAAUGUUAACCCCCCGCUCUCUGCAGGUAAGCCCGAGCUGCCUCGUCAGCCAGGUUCAUCAGCGUUUUAUGACUCAGAAGCUCCUCAACCGGCUCAGACUCCAGAAGGACCCGGUGCAACAGAGCCAGAAUCUCCUGUGAGCACAGACAGCAACGCAAACAACUUCUUCCAGACUCUGGAUUGGGAAGGUACCACACUCAUGACCCUCAACCUCUUGCUAUCAUAUGAUUAUCAGUUCACUGCUUCUGUGCAGAGUGAAGAGUAUCUCAUCUGUGUUGUUUAAGCAGAUGCUCCUAAGGAAAACUGAGCAUUGACUCUUGACUGACCAGUUUCUCGUAUUCCCAGAUGUGCGCGGCUCUCAGGAUGAAAGUCAAGGAGGAGGAUCCAUGAACGACCCGGAGGAGCUGAGUGACCAAUCAGAAGGAGAGUCCUACUCUUACUCUGCGCCCGGUGGGGAGCCGCUGUCACGUGACCCCAGCGAACCACUGUUUGAUGCUGACUUCCAGGUGUGGAUAAAUACAUCUUACUAAACCAUCACAACACUAGUUUAUUAUGCACUUUGGUUAAGGGCGCAUUCAUACCAGGACUGUGUGGUUUGUUCUAAAAGGACCAUGGUCCCCUUAAUCCUUUGGUCCAGGUGGUAUGAACGUGCCAGCGAACCGUGGUCUGGAUCAAACAAACGAACCAUGGUCCUCUUGAAAAUGCUAGACUCUGUCCCCUUUUAAACAAACCACGGUCCGGUCCAUGGCGGAUGUGAAAGCAGCGCUGAUACAGACAGACUUUUUAUAUGUCAGUAUAAACCAAUAACACAUUUACAUUGUAAUAAAUCUGGGAAAUUAUUCCGGGCCGGAGGUUGCAGCAGACGGAGAACAGCCGGUCAAAACACCGGACUGUCCGUAAAGCAGAGGGUUUGUGUUCUAAUCCAUCAUCCAGUAGUCGGGUGAUAAAUAUUAAAUACCUGGGUGUUCUUCUGUUCAACAAACAUGCUGACAAUGUGUUAAAGGCAUUCCUUUGCAUUAAUGCCCCGUGUCUCCUUGCACAAUGUCUCCGCCACCUCUGGUGAAUUGUUUGAAGCAAGACACCCUUUGUUCUCUCUGGUCGGCCACUCUCUGUGUAUUGUGGGACAAUGAAGAUUGUGCCCCAAAUGAGCGAGUGACAGACAGUAAUUUUUCUUUGUAAUUUUGCCUCUUUUUUUUAACCAUUUGGUUCGUUCAGCGAAAGUCCCCUGUGAACGCUUGCCUGACCAAAUGCAAAAUGCAACAAUGUAAACAUGUGGUUUCUGGUCCGCACCUUCUCAGUGGACUUUGGGUGAGAGAGGCCCCUUAGAGACCUCAUUUUUGGCAUGUGACCUGAUUUGAUGUCCCAAACUGUGGUGACCCCAGACAUUCAAAACACAUAGACCUAGAUUUUUUUAACUGAAAUUAAUCAGUUUUGAAUCAGGUAAUAGUUUUCAUUCUGUGUUGCAAAAGCUCUUGAAUUUUAGACCAGUAUUUUCUGUAUGUCACUGUAACAGAAUGGUCUGGAUGAGAUAAGUGCACAAAGUAAGGGUUUUAUUUUUCUCAGAGCAAGAUAUAAACACCCAGUUGAUCUUAUUUUUACAAGGCUGGAAAUGCAUGCUGAACCAAAAACAACUCUAAUAGAUCAAAAACAUUUUUGUAAUGAAAAAAAAAAGAAAGCCAAGUAGCCAUUUUGUGUAUUAUUUGCAUUAUCAUAUUCCCUUUUAACUCACCUUAUUUAAUCUGACAGCUAAGCUUGUAUAUCACACUGCAGCCUUUCAAAGUCCAGUAGUAUAGCAGACAGAGUGCGUCUUGUCUGUGACCUAAUGUCCACUGGCAAAUGGUACUUUGACUUCUAAAUCCAGCAUCGCACAGAUCAGUGUUUUCACAAGAGACCAGCAGUUUAGAGCACAGAGAUCUCUGGUUGAAAAACACUGAGCGGUGGCCGCCUGGUGCAGCAUUUUGGGACUCUGGGAAAUGAACACAUCCCCUGGCAGUGUUAUGUGCUUUGAUUAAGACAUGUCUUUAUUCAAAUACCGACCUGAGUUGAAUCAUAAAAGACCAAUAUUGAAAAGACUUGAAAAGACUGAAAAGAUCAUUUCAUUACGUGUGGUAUUUCUGUUAUUUUGAUUAAAUUUAUUUGAUCAGUUCUGGGUGAUCCUGUUUGGGUCUCCAAGGUUUGAAAAGCCAGAGCUUACCCUUUUAUGGAUGUGUUAUUGUUGUUUAUUAUAAAGCAUGCUGAGAGUUGAGACCAAGCGUUGCUCAUCUCUCAGGACAAAGAGUUCUUUUAUAAAACUGCUGUUUUUAAUCCUAAUAAGGGAUUUCAGUAUCUUUAAGUUUAAAUUUCAAUGCUCAAAUUUUGUCAGCUUUGACUGCCAGUUUCAUCUAAUGCCUAUUUCUUCUUCAUGUGUCUCCUCAGAACCCCCCUCCAGCCGCCCAGGAGUCCCCUAUGGGAGACACAGCUGACCUCUUAGGAUUAAAUGCUGACCCUCAACCCCCCUCCAUGUCCUCAACUCCCGGUCCAGCUCCUACUCAAGGAGUCCAGGGAGGAAUGAAAGCUGCAUCCAGCAACAGUGACCUCCUCGAUGAUCUAUUUGCACCCCCUGGUGGUCAGACAGGAGCAGUGCAGGAAGACUUGUUCUUCAGCGGUCCGGCUAGUGUGGCCACUCCAGACUCAAAACGUGAGGGUUGAGGCUUCACAAUGUCGCUGCAUUAUUGUAAAAAGAAUCCAACCUUGAUGCAUUGUCCUCAUGCUCACUGUGUGUUGUGUUUCAGCCAUGGGUGACCUUUUCGACCCGUUUGGAAUGGGGUCUGGCUCCGGCGUUGGUUCCAGCGUGGGUUCCUCUCGUCAGGCGUCUGGACCAGACCUGUUUGGAGACUUGUUGGGUUCUGAUAGUUCAGCCACCAGCGGGUUCAGCUCAGCUCACAGCAGUGCCACCCCUGCUUCCAACACAAGCCUCUUCAACCUCAGUAAGUCCAAAACGCCACCUCUCCUCUGCUGACGUAUCAGAUCGGUCUGUUCUCAGUGAAAACACACACAAAUAAAUGCACACAACGUAUCUUUGACUCUGCUGCAACAAAUCUCCCUGCAGCAUCUAAAGUUUAAACCAGUUUUACAGGGCAAACCGCUCCUUUCUGCAAACAUUCGCUUCAAACACUCGUCAGGUAUUCAAACUGAACAGCUAAAAUAGAAAAACAAAACCAAGUUGAGGUUAUUCGCUACUUUUGCUGCUUCACAGAUAAGAUAGUGAAUGAUGCCCCUAAGAUGACAUCAUCGGCCAGCCAGCCAGAUCUGCUGGGUGGCUGGGAUAGCUGGGCAGCUGGCACGACCGCAAGCAUGAGCGCCACCACCAGCAAACCAAACUACACCAAUACAAGUAGGUGGAUUUACUUCAUGGAGACAUUUGUGUUUAUGAAUCAACAAUUCAGUGGAUGAUUGUGUAUCUACAUCAAUUAGUAAUGAUAAAUGUUGAUAGAUUAAAAACAACAGAGCUAAUUCACGCACUUUUACUGUGUCUGCAGCUUCUGGUAUGUCAUCCAUGUCGAAGGCCAAGUCCCAGACCUUUGACCCUUUUGCCGAUUUAGGAAACCUCGGCGCCAAUUUACCAGGUAAGAGGCUGUUAUGGAAAGUGUUGUUUCUGGAAAAUGAACUGAUGUUAAAUCUGAGUGAUUUUUGAAAUGCAAAAGUAUAACUGUUAAAGUGUUAAGCCUGAUAGUUAAAAGGCUCGCAGCUAUUGUUUAUUGUAAACAGAAGUAGUCAAGUAACUUUUAACCUUUCACUGUGCAUUUAAGCCUACAGUUAAUUUAAAACGUGCAAAGACGAUGAAUCAAAUCAAAUGUUGAAGCUGUAAAAAUGUACUCUUUUAUUUCCCUCUUUUAAUUUGAUGCCAGCAGCAUCUCUCAAAACAGUUCAGACAGAGGCAUGUUUACAUUUUGUUGCGUAACCUCGUCUUUUAACAACGCUCUGUAAAUGUUUGGGAACCUAGGAGACAGUUCCUGGAGUGUUGAAAGUUAAAUUUUGUCCCAAUCUAGCUUGACGUUGGAAUUCAGCUGCUCAGCUUCAUUUUUUUUGUCAUAAUGCACCAAAUGUUUUCAAUCAGUAACAAGUCAGGACUAUAAGCAGGCCAGCUUAGCACCUACACUCUUUUUCUACAGAGCCAUGUUGUUGUAAUGUGUGCAGAAUGUGGUUUGUCUUCUUGCUGAGUUAUAAAUGCGUGCAUAAAUGGGCACAGGCACUUAUGCAUCCUUGUAAGCUGGUUUUUGAAGUGUGCACUAAUAACAAGCUCCCCUCGUUAAAGUAGAAGAAGCAGGGUCCAUACAAGGAUAAAUCUUCACUUAUAAAUGUGUUAUUCCACUUUCUUUCUUGCAGGUUCCUCCAGCGGUAACUUCUCCGGGCCUUCCUUUAACGCCAAGGCUCCAACUUCAUCCGCCUCUUCCUCCUCUGCAAAGCCUCAAGCCCAAGCCUGGCAGUCUGGAAGACCCACCUCAGCCCAGAACAAACCAUGGAUGCACGGAUCAGGAUCUGGGACUACACCCAAAGCUUCUUCAGCGCCUCAGCCUGCCGGUGCGCAGUCCACCAAACCCAACUACAACCUCAACUUCUCCAGUGUCAUCGGGGGGAGAGAGGAGAGGGGAGUCCGCGGGCCUGGAUUUGGUAAGAGACAUGAGUUCUGAUGUGAUAGCAGAUGCGGGGAUAUUUUUUAUGUUUUAUUCGUGCUGAAUUGAUGAAUGAUGGUGUUCCUUUGCUUACAAAAGACUGCGCUUGGCAUUAAUAAGAACAUAAUUAUGUAUAUGUUAGUCGAAUACAUUGCUGCAUAAUCCCCAUUCAUGAGCUCUAUUUUUCUCUGCUGUUUUAAUAUUAGGCCCAAAGCCAAAGGUGAAGGAGGACGAUUUUGAGGACCUGUUGUCAACUCAGGGUUUUGCCUCUAAGCCUGAUAGGAAGGGACCGAGGACCAUCGCUGAGAUGAGGAGGCAGGAGAUCACUAAAGAUAUCGAUCCACUGAAACUACAGGUGAAGAGGAUCACAUGCUUUUUUUUUUUGCAUUUGCCAUCAACUGGCAGGUUUUUUUUUAUUUUUAUGAAUUAUCACUGUCCAGUAUACACUCACCCUUCUUGCAUUUUUCUGAGGUUUUAUUUGUCGCUGUAUACAUCCCAAUGCAUGUAUAAGAAAGCUUUAAUAGUGAUUUAAUCAUGUAAAAAACACUACAACAAUGCACUGCAUGAAACUACAGGACAAAAACUACUGGACAAAAUGGGAUUCUUUGAUUCUUGUCAAACAGACUGAUGGUCAAAGUAGCCCCCAAGUUUUUAAUAAUCAAAGUAUUUUUCGUUUUUCAUAUUCAAACAAACAUCUCAUUCUGAACGAAACAUAAAUCACGAAAACAGGUCUAAACUACAAACAAGACCAUAACAAAACAUACCGGUACCAGACAAAGACAUACCCACAACCUGUUUUUCAAACAUUCUCGAGUUAGAAAUAAAUAAAUGAAUAGAUGACAGUAACAAUAACAGAAAUUAUGAUAAUAAAGAGGAGAGCAACAGAAGAAAAAAAAAGGGGGGGUGGGGUGUCAAAAGCUGCCAAAUAUGUUGGAGCAGAAGAAAACUCGUGUUCAAAAUAGGAAAUAAAAGGCUGUCAGACCCUAAAAUAUCUCCUAGUGUUGCCGGGCAAAGUAAAUCUAAGAUGCUCUAAUUUAAGGUGUGCCAUCACCUCCUCUAUCCAUCGUUUGUGAGAUGGCGGUGUUGCCUUUAUCCAGUUGAAUAGAAUCAGUCUCUUAGCCAGCAAUGAGGUGAAUGCUAUUGCUUUCCUUUGAGCGACUGUCAGUUGUGUUUCCUUUGGUGCCACACCAAAUAUGGCUGUCGGUGGAAGCCCCCAAGCAUUUUAAGGUAGUGAUAUAUGAUCUUGUUGCAGAUCUUGGAUUGGAUCGAAGGCAAAGAGCGAAACAUCCGAGCGCUGCUGUCGACCCUGCACACGGUGCUGUGGGAGGGAGAAACCCGCUGGAGGCCCGUGAGCAUGGCUGACCUUGUGACGCCUGAUCAGGUGAAGAAGUUCUACAGGAAAGCUGUGCUGGUCGUUCACCCUGAUAAGGUAUGCCUGUUAAAGCAAGAUUUGACAUGUCACAUAUGCAGUGUCCAGGAUGAUUUUUAAUGUUCCCUCUCUCUGUCUCUUUCUGCAGGCUACAGGCAAGCCUUACGAACAUUACGCUAAGAUGAUCUUCAUGGAACUGAAUGACGCCUGGUCAGAGUUCGAGAACCAGGGAUCCAAAGCACUCUUCUAAAAACCUCGUCUGGACUCAUCCAGACCAGACUAGACUGGAUUUUGGUUUGACCAAACAAGGUUCAGACCAGGCCAGAUUGGACAGGACUGAGCCCACAUUGGGCCUUAGGGGGCGCAGAGCCUCUGAGAGGUGUCCUCUCCAACCAUUCCCUCACUCCCUUUCGUCCCUUUUUAGUUUCUUCUGUUCUCACGAUCAAGGAUAAAGACCUUUCGCCUCAUGCCUGGCUGUGGUGAAAAACCCAUCACUGCUAAACAAACAUUGUGAUCGUUCUUAAACUCACUGCCUACCUGUACCAAUGCCUGAGUGGUGCUGCAAACAUUAGGAGGGGGGAAUGGGCGACAAUCACAAGAAGAAAAGGAAAGAGAUGAGAUAACACAAGGACCUUUACGAUAACACGUGAUUAUGAAGACGAGGAAAAAAAAGAUUUAAUGACCCAACACUGAUAAUUUGCUGGUAUAUUUUAACUGUGGCUUCUAGGUUUGUCAUUUGUGCUGGGCACUUUUGCAGUCCUGUGUGGUUUGAAAAAAAAAAAAUACAGAACACGGCAAUCUUGUAAAAUUUCAGCAUGCCAGCCAUGACGUCUACGGAUAUCUGAAUGUUGAGUUUUUUUUUGUUGUUGCCUCGAUUAAAUAGCUGAUGAAUCUUGGAAACACACCAGCCACAGCAUCGAACGGACAAAAGCAACUUUUCUUCCUGUCUUAAACGCAGAAAAGGGACUCUGAAACACAGAAAGUAACACCCAUGAAAACUUGAUCGAGUUUGCUCCUGAGCCGUCUCCUCUCCAAAAAAAAGACAGAGACUAUUGCCUGCUGAACACUACUAGUGCUGCUUCUAUCAUUAUUGUUAAUUCUACAACACACACACACACUCACACACUCCUCUGGUCGAUGCUUCCUGAACUUCUGCAGAAGGAGCUGGACUAGUUGCGGAGCCCUGUAUUAACCCCUAAACGGGCGGUCUGUUGUUGUCGAAGUGCUCUUUUAACUCCACCCACUCAGGCUAUACUGUGUAGCUAACUGCAUGCUCUCCCACACUGAACCUCCACACGAGAGGAGGGAGGUGAUAUCAAACCAGGGUAGUCCAAACAUGGCAGGGGGGCUCUUUUUCAUUCAAGUGCUCUUUUUCUUGUAGCAGAAUCAGAAAAGAGUCGACCUGCCUGGUUACGCUGCGUGGCAGACUCCAUGCCUCUACAUUCCCUGUUACUUUCGAGUAUUUUCAUCACCACUAUUGUUAUUAACUCCUCUCUGUGUCUCUGUUAGCCCCAGCCGCCUCCUGCACAGACUUCAUUGGACUUGUUUUCUUGUCAGUGCAUAGGAGGAGAUCAAAAAGUGAAGGAAUGAAAAGAGAAUAUGUUAUCGUGCUCUUGGUUUUAAUCUUUCUGGUGUUUUUCUUCGCCCCUUUUUUUGUUCAUCAUCACUUCAUUGUAAAGAUGAAAUGAUUUUCCUUUAAGUGGCUUUGAGAAGACGACAGCCGGAGCGGUUGAUAAGUCCUGGCUUCCUCUACAGUUGUGUGUGUGUGUAAGCCAGGACUGAGAAUGAAUUUUUUGGCAUCAUGCUUUCUUGUCUGCAAUCACAAUCUUUUCUUAAUUUAACACUUUUUUUGUUUGUUUUUGUCAAUAUUUUGUAUUUUCCAAAAUCUUUCCAAUUUUCAUGCUAUUUUUUUCACAUUUUACCUCAUGGACCAAUCAAAUCACUUGUUUUUUUUUUUAUUUAUUGUGUUUUGAGGGAGGGGAGGGGGUUCUGAUGACAUGUAUUCAUGCAUUUAAAUGGCACAAGUGAAAUUUUGCAGAUAAUAUAUAGUGGAAUGUGCUGAGUGCAAGUGGGACAGCUGAUCACAGUGAGCCUCUUUGUUGCUGUUUUCAUUCCAAAGCAUCUGUUAUUAAUACGAAUGUGCUUUUACAAAUAUAUAAAUAUAUAUAUAAUAUCUUCUUUGUUGUUCGGCAGUAUGUGUUUAUCAUUUCUCUGUCCAGUCUGUCCUUUUGUUGUUCUUCUUUUUGCUCCCAUGUUGUUGCUUCUGUUUUGCAUUUUGACAUUUUGUUAGACUUCCAACAUGAGGGGCCAGUCAACCUAAGUAAGAAAAAAAAAAAAGAGAUGAACUGAUGCUUGAACUUUAGUUGAAGUCUCUUUGACAGUAUGAUCAGUGUGAAGAAGGGGGGAGGGGGGUCGCAAAACUACACAUCAGCAGUGUUUACUGUACCAAAUUACAUCAUAACUAAUAUGAAUGUAGAUUUCAGUGCAAAAAGAAAAUUAAAAAAACAUGUGAUCUGUUUGAGUGUCUUUUUUUUCAUCCUUUUACCACAUCCACUUAGCAAUAUAAACCAGAGACAUAUCACAGGAAGCACAAAAAUCUCGAUCUUCAUUUUUUUCCUUUUAAAAUUGUGCAUUUAGUUUUUCUGGUGACACGUGUGUUACCAAGUGUAAUAAACAGUCAGCAUAGUGUCUUCUAUAGGUAUGGUUUAUGAUGCAUUACACCCUUAAUGAUAAACUAACAGCGUCUUUUGAAUUCUGAAUUUUAUAACGCAUAACUCGUACAACUUUAUUCAGUUUUAAACAUUCAUGGAGAAAUCAUCAGUGUGCCAUCAAAACAAGUUCUUAGUACCAGUUUUACUUAAAUAAACUUUUUUUUUCAAAUUAUUAAUUUAUUUUUUUGUACAAAAAAAGCUUUAAAUCGAUAGCUCUUUUUAGUUUAGGUUGUAAAAAAUGGAGAACUUUUGUACUUUUAAAAAGGGCAUCAAAGACUAUAGGCCCUUUGACAGCUUUAUUUCUGUCAUUGUUUGAAUUCAUUUAUUUGUUCUUUUUUGGCAUUGUUCAGACGUGCUUUCGGAUAUUAUUACAGCUAUACAAAUAUAUAAAGUUAUUAGCAUAAUUAACCACUUUUAGUUUCAGCACCACUGUUAAAUAAAGCUUAAUUAGUUUAUUUAUUGUAUAUUUUAGUUCACAUAAAGCACCGUUCUUUCUGAACUUUUAUAGGUUGUUUAAGUUGCUGGAGUUAUAAAAGUUAAUUAAACCCCAAAAAACCCUGAAAACCAAGUAAAUUUUGAACCCUUUGUUACAUUUCACCUUUCACUCUUCUCCAGCGCCCUGUGGUCAGGUUCUGGUUUCCACGUGCCCAUUAGGGGUCAGCAUGGGCAUCCUGACCAGUUUACGCCCAUGUAGCUCCAUAUACAACAAGCGGUGAUGCACUGUGUUUUGACUCCUAUCCAGUUGCUCUUCUGCUGGACUGGACCACAUGGGCCAACCACAGAACUCAAGCACAUUAGUGAGCAUUAACCACCCUUGACAUCACUGUUGUCUGUUCACUGGUUUUCCUCCCUUGGACAACGUCUGGUGUCUGGUGUUGUCUACUGCAGACUGGGUACAAACCAAAAGAUCUUUAGUUUGGGAUUUUACAUAAAUAAAUGAGUAAGCAAGAUGAGGACAUGACCACUGGAAAUUGGCGAAUACAAAUCUCCUCAGACACACGAGGCAACUAAUUCCCUCUGACACCCCUCAGGAUAAGCCCAAAAGAAAACAAUGGAGAGAGCAACCAUGAGUGUGCAUUGUUGUCAUCCCAAACAUUAUAAAAUGAACCUCCUCUGCAGUUCUUGUGCAACCAUCUCCCAGCAUUUGGCUUGUAUAAGAGUGCUUAUGCUCUGGAUUUAUGAGUGCAGUGCGUGCAGAUAUGACGUCAACUGGAUGAGCUAAAUACACGGCUGCAACAAACACGGAUGAUGAUUUUUUUUCUUUCUUCAAAAGCUUUAAAUACAGCUUGGAUGGGAGAAUUCCAGUGAACAUUCAAAUACUUCUCAGAUAAACUCCCUUCCUGAGCUAAAAUACUGUAAGAUGUCACGAUGUUAAAUCAUGUCUGUCAUGCUGUUAAAUGGCUUUUUUUAAAGCUCAGAGAUUCUUCUAGUUAAUUCACUUCCCCCCUUCAGCUACAAUAAAUGAUAAAAGUAAUUUUGCUACUCAUUUCCUGUUGGCUUCAAAAUGAUUCCACUGCAACAGUUAUACAACCUGGCAAUUUAAUUUUUAUUAUUAUUAUUUUAUUCACAGAGAUAGCAUCUUUGGCUCAAAAUUGCACAUAAAACAUGAAGUCAAAAUACGCUUUAGCUUAUGUAAGUUUCUUUUCAAAGCCUGCUUAUUUAUGACUCCCUCGAGGCUCUUUAAAUGUGUUUACUGAGUGAAAUUUUAUAUAUCCUUAUAAGACCUGAUCAGUCUGUUCUGUUCUGUGUGGUGGGCGUGAGUCUAAAACCUGCUGGUGCUAAAGUGCUGAAACCCAAUGUGCCAUAGGGAGGAGGACACUGUGACCUUUUCAACAGGCUUUCAUUUAUUGUGUCACUCACAGCAGAAACUCUGCCAUUUAAAAACGGUUGUCAUCAUUUAAUGGGAGUACAAUGGGUAAGAAGUGGAAAGACGUAGAUUAAAUUUGCUUUUGAAGCUUGAGAAAUAAAUGACAGUUCACAUUCAAAGCAGGUUUUUAUUGAUACUGUAUGCACCAAAGUUUGACCAGCUAAGCAUGUUGUUUUCUGAUAUACUCCAUAACAAACAUUCAUAUUGAGACAAGCUGUUUUAUGUGAAAUUCAUACUAACACAGGCGAGAGGGAGAUUUGUUUAAUCGGUGAUGGAGAAUUUAAAAGUUAAUUUUGGCUUUAAGUCCUGGGUGUAGUUUUCAGUUGCAGUGGUAUUAUCACCUGGCUGUGUUAAAUACUUAAAACCUCUCAAAACGUAAGAGUAAUGCCAGAGAAAACCUAGUUAAAUCAAUCUUUGUAAGGAAGUCUAAUACUUCUCACUGCUGCCUGUUGCUACCGUGACAAAAAAAAUGUAGUUUCCCAACAUUUUCUGAAGGGUGGCAGGUGGGGGGUGGUAAUAACAACAAGCACAAAUGUGAGAGCAGCUGCUGGAGCAACUGAGUCUGAACAAGAGCUGCUGAGCACCUCUCAGAGUUGUUGAUGACUAAAGCGUAACUAUGAUCAUGAGUGGUGGUGAUUGCAACAGUUAAAAGUUGAGACAUGUGCCUCAUUCAUAGUAAAUGAUAAAUAAUCUGCACUUUAACAGCUCUCUGUUACUUCUCCGACUCCUCACAUUCUCUCAUUCAGGAAAGACUCAAACUCUAAUAUCAAAGGAUCCAACAUAAAUUCCCCUCAGUAUUGACUGACCCCAUUCUCACACAUUUGGACCAGUUACAAGGAUCUAACUGCCAACCCUCUGAUUGCGAGAUGAGCCACUCUACUACUGAGACACAACCACCUGUGGAAAUCCUGAAA